Psammomys obesus (fat sand rat) is the source of this 511-nucleotide messenger RNA. RefSeq names its product sperm acrosome-associated protein 7-like. The record is from RefSeq and is a predicted model, not a curated record. Lineage: Eukaryota; Metazoa; Chordata; Mammalia; Rodentia; Muridae. The coding region runs from base 11 to 511 and encodes 166 amino acids. The transcript is spliced from 6 exons. Gene Ontology annotation, cellular component: acrosomal vesicle.
UGGGGGAAACAUGGCAACGAAUAGAGGAGUGGGGACCUUCUUAUCUGUCUUCCUGCUGUUCUGCUGGCAAGAUGUGCAUCCCUGGCCGACUAGAGAGUUCUCAGUUUCAGAUUCUAGACAACUGCCAAGUUAUAAAGCUCUGGAUGAUGAUAUAGCUACAGUGUUCGAUGAAAUUCUAGUCCGGGAGAUUUUGGAUCCAGAAAAAACAACAUAUUUUGAAUAUGAAAACCCAUCAACAACCUUACAACCCCAAACAAUAACGAAUAAAAAUGCCGACAAGAAUGAAUCCAGUGCUGCUAACAACUAUGAGAUGAUGGAAUCAUCUUCUGGGACCAUAAAAACCCUUACCUUUGAUGAUAAGGAGAAAGAAAGACUUUAUCAGCUAAAAAGCCUUGAAGCUCUGGAGAGAGUGAUUGACACUAUUCGAAGAGCUAUAGGAAUUCAUUUCAAGAAAAAACAGAAGUAUCAGAAAAGCAGGAGAACCAGACAACUCCUGGGGAGACUAAUCUAG